Hemicordylus capensis (graceful crag lizard) is the source of this 9022-nucleotide messenger RNA. It is a transcript of the gene OSBPL2, whose product is annotated as oxysterol binding protein like 2. Gene Ontology annotation, molecular function: cholesterol binding. The record is from RefSeq and is a predicted model, not a curated record. The transcript is spliced from 17 exons. Lineage: Eukaryota; Metazoa; Chordata; Lepidosauria; Squamata; Cordylidae. Bases 1577 to 3001 code for a protein of 474 amino acids. Gene Ontology annotation, cellular component: cytosol; intracellular membrane-bounded organelle; membrane.
GGAGCCCGACGGGGUUGGGGGCGCACAGGGACCAUCCCUGCCUGGCCUGCCUGAGGAGAGGGAUUCAUGAGAGGGGGUAGUUGGCGGGGGGAGGAGGAGGUGGUAGAGGCUGAGGCUGGCUCAUAGGCCACCCCCUCACGGGCCGCCGGGGGAGAAAAGGGCCCCUCUCCCCUUCCUCUGUGGGCAGCGCCUCUCCUGCUGUGGUGGGGAAGGAGCAACAGGCAGCCCUACCGAGAGUCCUGCUCAGCCACGCUCUUGUGCAGGAGGAGAAGAUGGAGGGUGGUACCCACCCCCCCUGGCCUCGCCUUCCCCAACUGACUGCGAUCCUAAAUGCACUUACUAGAGAGGAAGCCCAGCACUGGGCACAGUGGGGCUUCUGAGUAAACGGGCUUAAGAUCCCCCUGUCUGUCCGCCGGCGGAGCUCCCCCUUCCCAGCUGUUGGGUCCAGAAGUGUUUUCCUCUUAAGGACUCCUCGAUCUGGAAAGGUGGCGGAGUGACAGCGCAGCCCUUCUCUCUCUCACGCACACACACACAGAGUCUCCCCACAACAACCACCUUCAGUUUCUCCCCAAGUGGAAUGCUAAGCAAGUUCUGUUGUGCAGAGAGCCUGGCUAUGUCAUCUCUUUUGUCUCUGAGUUGGUGGCAACAGCAAGGUUGCCAGUUUCUGUCUUGUAUAACUGGCCCUGUUCCUGUGCUCUUAGCAGCAGCUUCAGCUACAGACAUUAGCAAGAUCCUAAUUGACCUGCAUUGAAUAAGUGUCACCUGCCGAUUUCUGCAGCUCAACUUGUGAACAAGAGAGCAGACUGGAUUUGUGGUUUUGUUGUGUCCCGCCACCCCCCACCCCCCCAGUUAAUGAUAUGGAUGGAAGGAGGAGGCAUCUAGUAGUCCUGGAAGAGAAGUAUUUGGUCUGGAUGACUUUACUUGCUGAUCCUUUCUGUAGAAGGAAUAGACCUUCUGCCCAAGUCUCAGUUCCCUUAUCCACUCUCUAGGUUUGCAUUCUUCUAUCUAUCUUAUGCAAAGGGACCCAGUAUUGUCAUUGUAGUAUAUGGUAGGAUGAAGUCCCAUCUUAGGCAUGAAUGACGCUAGCUGUUCCUAACCCAAGGAAUGGGGAGAUACCUCCAGAAACAGCUCUUUUUUCUCUGGUGUUGUACUCACCAAGUUGAAGAGCUAAAGAGAUCUGUGUUGUAACUGAAGAUUUGAAACAAGCACACAAACUGAUAACUGAGUGAGGAUGUAUUUACUACUCAUAGAGGUGGUGAAAUAGAGAGGGAGAUUAUGCCUUCUGUUCUCAUCACGAAUCCGAAUUGUAACACGUUCUAGGCCUGAACAAAUGUCAAGCACUUCAAUACAAUUGAAUGUUUACAAGCACGUCCUAUAACCAGUGUUGCAGUUCUUUUGCAUUUUACAGUGAAAUAAACCUAUAGAAAAUCUACACUGAUCAAAUGAACUCAUAGCAUAUUUCUCUAAGAUCUUUGAGGAGGAUUUUGCUUUUAUGAAAAAAUUCCAUCACAUCAAGAGCAACUAUGCAUUAGAAGAAAAUAACCUGCUGGGGCAGAAAACACUUACUACUUAAAGGAUGAAUAGCGAAGAGGAGUUCUAUGAUGCCGUCACAGGCUUUGAUUCUGAUAAUUCUUCAGGGGAAUUUUCAGAAGCAAUUCCUAGAGUUGAUGUGGAUGCCCAUCCAUUUAAUACGACUGGAAGGCACAAUGGAGAUGGACAGGUGCAAGAGAAUGGCAUCAAGAAACACAGAACAACAUUACCUGCACCAAUGUUUACUAGGAGCGAUUUUAGUAUUUGGAGUAUCUUAAAAAAAUGUAUUGGACUGGAGCUGUCUAAGAUUACAAUGCCCAUUGCCUUCAAUGAACCCCUGAGUUUUCUUCAACGGAUAACAGAAUAUAUGGAACACACAUACCUCAUUAAUAAAGCAUGCAGUCAUUUGAACCCUCUAGAAAGAAUGCAAGCUGUUGCUGCUUUCGCUGUUUCUGCUGUAGCCUCUCAGUGGGAGAGAACUGGCAAACCAUUUAACCCUUUACUUGGCGAAACAUAUGAAUUAAUCAGGGAGGAUUUAGGUUUUAAGUUUAUUUCUGAACAGGUCAGUCAUCACCCACCUGUCAGUGCAUUUUAUUCAGAAGGCUUAAACCAGGACUUCAUUUUUCACGGAUCCAUUUACCCUAAACUGAAAUUCUGGGGGAAGAGUGUGGAAGCGGAGCCUCGGGGAACAAUAACAUUGGAGCUUUUAAAAUAUAAUGAAGCUUACACAUGGACUAAUCCUACCUGUUGUGUACAUAAUGUAAUUAUUGGCAAGCUCUGGAUAGAACAGUAUGGCACAGUAGAAAUUAUAAAUCACAGUACUGGAGAUAAAUGUAUCCUUAACUUUAAACCAUGUGGGCUGUUUGGUAAAGAGCUUCACAAAAUAGAGGGCUACAUUCAGGAUAAAAACAAGAAGAAACUCUCAGUAAUCUAUGGCAAAUGGACAGAAUGCUUAUGGUGUGUUGAUCCUUCCACUUAUGAAAACUACAAGAAGAAUGAAAGGAGAGGUGGUGACCAGAAGAAACCCAAGCCGAGUGACGAUGCUGAAAAUGAUGAAGCUGAUGAUAUGCCAGAGAUCCAAGAGACUGUGCAAGUCAUACCUGGCAGUAAGCUGCUUUGGAGGAUAAGCUCUAGGCCACCAAAUUCAUCCCAGAUGUACAAUUUCACCAGUUUUGCUGUCAGUCUUAAUGAGCUAGAAAAGGGCAUGGAAGAAGUAUUGGCUCCCACUGACUGUCGUCUGCGGCCAGACAUCAGACACAUGGAGAACGGCGAAAUAGAUCUGGCCAGCAAAGAAAAGGAGAGAGUAGAAGAGAAGCAGAGAGCUGCUCGUAAAGAACGUGCAAAAGAUGAAUCUGAAUGGAGGACAAGGUGGUUUUAUCAAGGCAGUAAUCCAUAUACUGGCAAUCCUGACUGGUUAUACUCUGGAGGGUACUUUGAUAGAAACUUCUUUGAUUGUCCAGAUAUAUACUGAAAUCUUGAAUGCAGUUGCUCCUGUGCCCAGAGUCUGAAGACCUCUAUUGACACCAGUGACUCUCUGGCUUUAUCAAGAGUAGAAUCUACCCUUUUCUAAAGUAAAAAUUUAACAAAAGUUAUCAGUCGUCGAUCAAGGAUUUGUCAUUUAAUUUUGAUUGCCAAAUUAUUUAAGUGCUGUUAUUUCUUUCUAUAAAGCUACAACCUGAAAUGAUUGUUUCAAAGGAGAGUCAUUGGCAUGAGUUAUUCUGUUUUGUUAAUUUCUAUAUUUUGUUUUUUGGCCAGAAUUAACAUGCUGUAGCCAGUGGGGCUAGCAGCACCUUAUUAAAUGCGUAACUUAUUAAAUGAAGAUUAUAGCCAUGUAGCUUCUUAUAUUUCAGCAGUGAAGUACCUUGUAAGUAUUCACAACUCGGAGCAACAGUUUUGAAUUGGUACAAUAGAAAUCUGAUGUGGCCUUUGGAGAGGUGUCCGAUGAGAAUUAGAGACUUCUUGAGAGUUCUUUGAAUAGUCAAUUUUUAAGUACUUGACAACUACAGCAGAGAGCAAUUAGGCUUAACUUGCAAUUUUUGAUGCUGUUACUCUGUCUUGCCUCAAUCUGGGCACUGUGAUUUAUCAAUGAAAUGAAGUACCUGUGAUUUUUUUAAAAAAAAAACCAAACUACUACAUUGAAUGUUGGGCAUGGUUUGCAGGUGUUUGUAACAAACACCAGCUUGUUUGAAGUUUCAAAAUAUUUUAUUUUUAAAACACAGCAGGCUUUGGAGAAAUUUAUAGGAACCUGGGUGUCGUGUGUGUAUCAUGUAUGAAACCACAUGUUUUUUUGCUACUGUUUAGAGAUGUCUUUGUCUCCAGCACUGCUUUUGGCAGGCUGAUAUUUAGAAUUUCCAGGCUUUUUCACAAACAUGAACACCCUUCUUCCUCUUUGGAUGUACUCGGAAUAUAUGUGCAAAAAAAGGUCAUUGGGGGGUUUGGGUUUUCUUUUGAAUACAAGUUCUAAAGCAUUUACUGGGUCGCAACUGAUAGUACAUGGUUGAAAAGCAAUUGCCUUCUACUACCCUUUGGCUAAAACUGAGUGAUAUAACUGAAGCUUUCAUUGAACUUCAAACAGGCAUAAUUUUCCUUGAGAGUGGAUUUAUAUUUGUGGAUUUACACAUGUCAAAGCCAUAUAAUGCCUGAGUUGUUGAAUUGUGGGGGAAAUUGUGUGGUGUUAUCUAUACAUUUCUAGAAGUCAAGUGAACAUAUGUGUGGAAUUGGGAGGGAAAAGGUUAGUAAGGAUUUUUUAAAGCUUUCAAAAAUGCAUUGCUAAAUGUAUGCAAUCAUCCAAAUUUGGAAAGAGGCAACCUUGCUAUUAAAUUUACAGUAACUCAAAAACCUGGCUAGUUCAAAGAGAAUAAUUUUGUGAUAGAUUACCUGGCUGUAAUACUGUUGUACUCCAUGGGGCUAGACCAGUGUAGGUGAUCCUUAAUUUGUCAUUUAAUUAUACAUAUUUAAAGUGUCCAGACUGGCCAGUGAUUUUCAUAUAUAUUUUAAAGUUUUGUACUUGCAAACAUCAACCAAAGACUAGAGGUGUUUGAAGGACAUCUAAAGAGGAAACUGGAGCACAACAAUGUGACUGUAGCAUUUUAGUCACAUUUCAUUCCAUUUUCCAGGAAAUAAGUUAUCCUGAAACAUCCAAGGCAAUAAAACACACCAUUGAGAGAAAUCCUUGACUAGAGUACCUUGUUGUCAGCAUUUAGCCUGAUGUUGUCUUUGGGAGUGAUUCCCCAUUACAGCUUCAUGUCCUCCAGUUUAGCGGCGAUGAAAAUUUGCUUUCUGAAUGUCAGCUCUUCGGGUCUCUUGGACUUACCUUAGUCUUCACUGUAUUUAAUAUUUCUUUUAUUCAGUCCUGCAGUGAAUAAAUAAGCACUAUUCCUUAUUACAAUCGAUCAAGUGUGCACAAUUUAAUAAGAAGCUUCUUAAGAGAGAUAAAAAGAGGUACUGUUAGCAUAAUGUCCCCUUCUGGCAAGAACCUUUUCACUAAUGUUUUGUUCCAGUCCUGAAGGCAAUAAGAUAAGAGUAAUUCUUCCUCCCUUUUUCCUGCUUGAACAGAUAGUUGGUAGGAAAAGAUGAAACAGUAUGCCCACAACUCAUCUCCUCCAGCCCUCCCAGAUAGGGCAGAUGGGGUAGUGGCAAGUUUGGGCUACAUCUGAACAAGUGCAGCAUUGGACAUGUACUUUGCAGGCUAUACCCACAGAUCUCCAAAUCAGUGUAACUGCUGGUUGAAGCCUUUCUGUUUGGAUGGGAGGCAUUUUGAGUCCCAGCAGCAACUGGUAUGUGUAGCAAGGUCAGUGAAGUGCCAGAACUCACUUCCCGAAGGAUCACCCCUCACAGGAUCAAGGCCAUUGUAGCCUCUUAUUGUUGGAAGUACUGGAAAGGCUUAUUUUAAGCCAAAAUUUUAAUCUAUAAAUGUUAAAGCUACUUCAGCCUUGUACAUAAGAGAAUUGGAGGCACAUUUUAAUACUUCAAAGGGAUAGUUUUAAUUUUGAAUUUCAGAACAAACACAAUUGGCUUAACCUUUUAAAAAUAAAAUCUUGUGGCACCUUAAAGACUAAAACAUUAUUUUAGCAGAAGCUUUUGUGAACUAGAGCCAGUGUUCCCUGUAACAGGGAUUCCCAAAUGUUAACCUCAACUCCCAUAAUCCCCAGCCAAAGGCCAUUGCAGCUGGGGAUGCUGGGUGUUGUAGUCAGCAACAUAUGGGAAUCUCUGUUACAGGGAACACUGAUAGAGCCCACUUUGUCAGUCCAUGAAAGCUUAUGCCACAAUAAAUUUAGGUGCCACAAGACUCUUGGGCACAAACCACUCAUAAAGAUAUGCUUUAGGAACUCAGAGCCCAUAUGCUGCUGUUCCCUUCACAUGCUUGGCUGCAAGGGAGGAAUCCUUGUUAAUUAAAUCACAGCUGCAUGUGCCUCUGAACUCAGCAGCUGUGGUUUAACUAUGGUUUGCAAACUGGAUCCAAGUUUCAUGUCUGAGUUUAUAAACCAUAGCUAUGCUACAACUGCUGGGCUUGGUCAACAGGCAGAGCUGUGAUGUAACUGAUCAGGAUCCCUUCAUCCCAGCUCUGUGUCAAAGAUGAGGAGAGGAGAGGAGGGAGCAUUUAUGAUCCAGCUAAACCAGGCCAAUCAUGGUUACCACUCUGGAAGUUGUUACUUUGAAAAACAAGUUUACAAGAGAGAUUUCAUCCAAAUUGCACCAUGACAUUAAAAUGCCAUUUAGUGUGUUCUGAUAUUUCAGCUUUUAAAAACCCAUGUUUUAUUGCCUAUGAUAUGCUCAAUUUGACUAUUAAAAAAAGUUGGUGAUUGACAGUUUCCCUACCACUAACCUUUUAUCAACCUGCAUUUAAAACAAGUUCACAUCUUAUGCCUCCUAGGAAGUUGCCUUCUACUGAGCUGGACCGCCGGUCCCUAGAGCUCAGUAUUAUUUACAUUGACUGGCAGCAGUUUCCCAGAAUUUCAGACAGGAGGCUUCCCUAGGCACAUACCAGGGUUGCAUGGCUGUCUCAUGCACUUGGACAACUGGCUGGCUCUUGUUGUGCAUAACCAUUAAAAAUCAAAAGUGCAGCUCACAGACUGAGAAAAAACAAAUGGGUUGCAGUUAGAGAAGGGUUAGGGUUGCUACCUGGUUUGAGAAAUACAGAAGGUUCAACUUGAGCAGGCCCUUCUCACAAUUGUUCCACUGCUAAUGAUGAAUUGCACUAAGAAACACUUCUUAAAAAUAGCAAACAUGUUUUCUUGCAUUUGUCUCUUAUUUCUAGACUGUUUCAUCGCUACAGCAGAUGGUAGUCUAACACACAUCAGGAUAGAAUCGGAUUCAACUACACAAGAUCCUUAAAAGCUUUAACUAGAUUUGUAAAACACAUUUUAAAAAUGAUACUCACUUGGUUGGUUUACAUGUUACUUGCACUUAAUAUUAGUACCACCUUCAUAACAAGCACUGCAUUACAAAGUUGAUCAUUUGGCACUUCCAUUGGGGGGUGGGGGUGGAAGCACUUUUUAAAAAUCAUGUUAAAUAUUAAGGUAGAUAUUAACUUAAAGCAAAUAUUUUUAUGAGGAGAAUAGUUACUUAUUUUCUUGGCUGCUCACUUUUCAUUGUAUUUAGACUUUUUUUUCAUGGCUGCUCAUGUAUCAUUGUUUCUACCUUUAUACACUGACUGAAUCAAGGUUUGUGCAUACAUUAGCUCCAAUGCAGGGAUGCUGGUUGUCAUCUAAAGGUUCCGAUGCGUGUGGAGCACUGCAUAAGCAGGGGGUUCAUCAUGUGACUUUAGUGGGUGGAGCCUCCUAUGGCACUGAAGUAAAUUGAGUAACCUCUUCUUGCUGGAGCUCCUGAUGCACAAAGAGCUGUUUUGUUUGCUGUGUCAACAGGUAAAUUAGGUUUCUUCAGGGUAGAUGCAAGCUUAUCUCUAAGUAGCUAACAGAUGUAGUUUGCUAGACAUAAGCAAGAUGGGUAACACUAGACUACCUCGGGCAUAGCAUGGCAGCAGCAGGCAAUUAACUUGGGAUAAAACCAAUUUACCCAGGGAUAAAUACUGCAAAAACUUAGCGUGUCCACAAACCUUCAUGCAGUCAGUUUGCUGUUUCAAUAUGCAGUAGAGUUGGCUGCAUUAGUCUUGCAUUAGGAUGACAAGGAUGCCAGAUCUGUAUGACACUAAAAAUCUAGUAUUUUGGCAGAAUUACAUUAACAGGAAGGUACCACGUACAUUUUGGUUUUUUUAAGCAAAAAGAUUUGAGAUCCUGCUGAAUAAUUGUUUGGUUUGCCUGAUGACGCUUUAAAACUAAAAGGCAAGGGGAAGUGUGCAAAUUGCAUGUUUCUGGUGGACUGAAUUUGGUACAACUGUAUUUUCACUAUAAUUUUAAAAGUAUAAUUGGGUUUGUGGCCAUUGCACCUUGUCUGCAGUUUGGGAUGGAUCAUACAAGGCAGAGCUGAAACCAUUGUUUUACAUAACUGCACAGUUGCCAAUCUGUGGCUCAUUGUUGAAGAGGCAAACCUGCCUAGAUUAGAUUAUAGGUUUGAUAUCGUUUUUUGAAUUGGAUAGUCAGUAAAUUAACAAGCAAUUAUCUGUGAAUCACAAACAUCAUCCCUCCUUAGCAUUUUGAAUUGGUUUUCACUUCCCAGAGUUCUUUCCCAAAUCUGGAAAGGUUGCAAGAGACUCAGAUCCCUAACUGUAACAUUCAGGUAGCUUCUGGGGGAGCGGGCCGGGGGGGAGUGUUGUGGUCAUCCAAACUGUUCAGGUGCCUGGUGUGGUCUUUAAUCCUGUUCACUGUACUCUGUAUUUUAAUGUUGCAAAUAAAAAUGUUGCUAUUCCUGUGUUUUAAUUCAUAUAUUAAUUUGAUGUACUGUAAUGUUGACUCAAAAUAAACGUGAUUUGGGAUUAAUUGUAAAAUAAAGCAAUAUUUAAAUUCAUGUAAAGCUAAUGGUUCUAACACAGAAAAUGAUUUUUUUUUUUAAGUAUGGUUUUUAUAGCAUGGAAAAAGAAAUUGAACACAGAUGCCCCCCUCCACCCUGUUUCUCAGUCCACUCUCUGCUGUUGCUGCUGCUAUUGCUGUUCUUUUUGCCUUACUUAAUUUGCUGUAUUCCUAUUGAUGAUGACGUAUUUACACUGCACAACCCACCAGGAACAUCUUUUCUCCCAACCUCAUUUGAGACACAGGGCUGCAGUCCUGCAGGCUGUGUGCCUGUGCAUCUCCAGUGUACUCGAAUGGGGCUUUGCAUUGGAGAGCAGUUCCUGGCCGAUUGUGUCCCACUGUGGAUUUUGCCUUACCCAUGUUGCAUGAAAAUGUCUGAGAAUAAUAAUAAUAAUAAUAAUAAUAAUAAUAAUAAUAAUAAUAAAGGCUUUAGUGAAAUGGAUUUAUUUUUAUAAUAUUUAAUAACUGUCAAUACUCAUCUAUAUUAACGAUAUAAAAUCAUAUUUACCUUUUUAGAGAAGUCUGUACAGGUUUGUGGACAUAAAUGUUAAAACUGUAAAUCUGAAUAAAGGUUGUUUUGGAGAAGA